Leptinotarsa decemlineata (Colorado potato beetle) is the source of this 2781-nucleotide messenger RNA. RefSeq lists its product as uncharacterized. Lineage: Eukaryota; Metazoa; Arthropoda; Insecta; Coleoptera; Chrysomelidae. The record is from RefSeq and is a predicted model, not a curated record.
AACGCUCAAAACUGUCAAAUCCAUAGUUUGAAUUCCAAUUUAAGUUCAAAACGAACCUAUAAAAUUGGCCGUGAAUAUGAAGAUAAUUGAAUGAAACAUGAAUAUAAUGAAAACGACUUCCAAACAACACAGUGAAUUAAACCUAAAAUGGACAAAAAACAUCAACUACUUAGCACAACUAAAACAAAUACACAAAGUAGCCAACAUAACUAAUACCUAUAUUUCGAGAAUAUAAACGAGAAUAGAGGCCUGAAAACGUAAAGAUAAAGAAGUCAAAACCAUAGUUUGAACUUCAAUCAAAGUUCAAACCGAAGCUAUAAAAUUGGCCGUGAAUAUGAGGAAAAUUGAAUGGAACAUGAAGAUAAUGAAAACGACUUCCAAACAGUACAGUGAAUAAACGGUAAAAUAGACAAAAAAAUCAACUACUUAGACAACUAAAACGAAUAUACAGAGCAGCCACCAUAACGAAUACCUGUGUUCCAAAUGAAAAUAGUUACGGUAUAUUGUAACUUAGGCCUAAAAACAUAAAGAUAUAGAAGAAGAAGUCAAAAAUGUUGAAUUGCAUAGGUUCAUGUUCAUGGUUUGAAAAUCGAUUUUGAAAUAUUCAGCAAAAGAAAUGAAUUUUAACUUUUAGAACUCUUACCCUUCGUCGAAAAUGUCUAGCUCACUGCAUGGAGUUUAUGCUCCCUUACCCCAAUCUUUGAGCGAUUCAGACUCUGAGAGAGAAGUAACCAUGGAUCCUAUUUGUACAAAUCAUACCAAUGGAUUGAAAUCUGCUGGUAUUAUUUUUUCUGGUCGACAAAACGGUCAUAUUCGUCUUAACAACAUAAAGGACGACAUUCAUUGUGCCAAAACUCUAAAUCUAAAAAUGUCUGCAUUGCGUAAAACAGCUUUCAUAUUUUCCAUUAUUUUAUGUUUUUUGCCCAUAGUUAUUUUUCUAUGGAUCCUGCCAUGUUCAGAUAGUCUAACUUGCCCAAAGAAAAUUUCUAACUGGGAAACAACGCGGGAAAAUAUAGAAUUGCAUGGUGUUAUAAAUUUGGUUCAUGGUGCCUUCGAAAACAAUUGGAACAUAAUUUUAAUGUAUGAGGGAAGCUUCAACAAUCCGAGAUCUAUGAAAAACGGUAUAAUGUCAUUCGCAGGCACCAAUGGAGCUGUAGUAUGGGAUUUUCAACAGAAAAGCUUGCCUUCAGAAAUCAAUUGCACCAUUCUUGAUGUAAAUGGGGAUGGCUAUAACGACUGCUUAGUGGUAGACGAGAGCGGAUUGAAAGCCAUUGAAUCGACUAUUGGGGAAGUCUUAUGGCAUGCUCAUACCUCAGAGCAGACUUCCAUACCAGAACUUGACAUGCCUAUAAAAAUUAAUGAUUUCGAUAAGGAUGGAGUUGGUGACCUGCUGGCUGUAUAUAGAAAGGAGACUUCCCUAGUAAUUUCCGGAAAAAACGGUCUUGCUAUCGCCAACAUAAGACUACCUUCAGGCUGCUCGUAUAUAUCAAAUUUGAGUUCUUCCAAAAAUAGAGCUUAUAUUCAGUACAACUGCGGAAGGUAUCAGAAUUCAGAGAUUGUUUAUGAAAUUUCUAUGGUAGACUUGAGGGCAAAAUUUGAGGGUUCUCAAAAACAGAUACCAUUUGAAACUGUUGAUGAUAAGGAUAACAAAGUCUUUUAUGUGACAGGUGAUAGGAAAUUGUUGGUUGAGAACCUGAAUCAUUGUCCGCAUUGUGAAGGAGUGAUAUCCCUUUACAAUACAAACAACACAAAGCUGUACACACAGUCUUUCAAGAAUGCUGUAAUAAUGACUCCCGUACCAUUUUCAGUUACUUCUAGCAAAGAGAACAUUGUAAAUCUGAAGGGUCACCUCCACGGAUUCAUUCUUAAAAUCUGGCUCUGGCAGGAUAACUCGAAAAAGUUGUCUCCAUCGACACGAGUCUAUAAGAGAAGUAUUCCAGUCCACAAUGAAACUUUCCAUUUGAACCAAGUUUCGGAAAGGGUCGUGCUGAUAACUCUUCGUGAAAAUGACACCCAAGUAGAGAAUGUGAGCGACAGUGAUAUCUACUUGAUUUGCAAUGGACCGGAGCAUGAUAACUGCCAGCCCGACCAUAAAAACCAGCAGUAUUCAUUGAUGAUAGCUGACCUUGAUCAAGACAGUUCCCUGGAGCUGGUAAGCUACUCAAGUACGUAUGAACAAAGGGAAGAAGAAGGCUAUGAAGCUUGGCACCUCAUUUCCAAAUUGAAAGUUUUCAGGUUAGAGAGUGAGUUGCCGAAGUUGUAUGAUAAAAAUUAAGAAUAAACAUCUACUUAGUGUUAGAACAAAACUAUUGAUCCAGAUCGAAUGGCAAUCUCAUAUAUUUAAUUAUUUGUGAUAUACAGUUGAGUAUGUCGAAUAUUCUAGUCAGAUGAACAUUUUUGAGAUGAGUGAACAAUGUGCUUUCCUUUCAUUUACAUCACCAAUUUAUGAAAUUGUAGCCUGAGGCAACAAAAUCAAAGGAGUUGAAGAUCUCGGUAAAUACAUUGGAUGUAAAUCUGUCUUUAUCUAAAGUCUAAAGGUACACAGAUAACAAAGUGGUGUGGGUUUUUAGUAUCUGUAGAAUUCUGACAACCAGAAAAAAAUGGAAUAGAACAUGCACAAAUUUUUCGAAUGGAAUUACAAUGACAUACAAUAUAUUUAUUCCUUCAAAUGUUCAUUUCACAAUGAUAUUGAAUUCAUCAGUAGCGAAACAUAUUAACUGUUUAUAAAAAAAAAAAUAUAUAAAUUCAAUACAUAAGAGCAGGGGUCUCCAAACUACGGCC